AAUCGGCCAAGCCAAGCCACAGAUCAAAUGGCUUAUCUUCUUCUCCGCCACUCGCUUCCUUCUGCAAACCCACUCCCAGCCCGUGCUUAUACAAGCCCCACAGCCAUGUCUCUAGUACCUUGCCUGCUUAAUUUCCUUCUCAGCCAUGGCCGCCGCAAUUUCCUUCACAAUCUCUAGCCCUUCCCUCCGGUUUCAACUCUCUAAACCCACUUCUAAAUUUAGGGUUCGCCGUCUGAGAAUCAUGGCGGCGGCUACGGGAACCAAGGUCGUGCCGGCCGUCAUAGUCGGGAGUGGCCGCGUCGGGAGGGCGCUGCUCGAUAUGGGGAAUGGUGAAGAUUUUCUGGUUAAGAGAGGCGAGUCCGUGCCCCUUGAUUUUUCGGGCCCCAUCCUCGUGUGUACCAGGAAUGAUGAUCUUGAGGCUGUUCUUGAAGCCACUCCUCGAUCGAGAUGGAACGAUUUGGUUUUUUUCCAGAAUGGAAUGCUGGACCCUUGGUAUGAAAGCAAAGGCCUAGAGGAUGCUAAUCAACUAUUAGCUUACUUCGCUAUCUCGAAGCUCGGAGAGGCACCCGUGGAUGGAAUAACGGAUACCAAUCCUGAAGGACUGACAGCAGCAUAUGGAAAAUGGGCAUCUGCUGUAGCUACAAGGCUCAAUGCUGCAGGCCUCUCCUGUAAGGUUCUUGAUAAGGAAGCAUUUGAGAAACAAAUGUUGGAGAAGCUGAUUUGGAUUUCUGCAUUUAUGCUUGUUGGAGCUCGACAUCCUGGUGCGACUGUGGGUGCUGUGGAGAAGGACUAUCGCUCCGAGGUUUCUAGCCUCAUUGCAGAACUUGCAUGUGCAGCCGCAGCUGAAAGGCAGUUGGUGUUCGAAGAUGGCAUAGAGGAAAGAUUAUGUGCAUAUUCUCGGGCCGUCGCACACUUCCCAACAGCAGUAAAAGAGUUCAAAUGGCGGAACGGAUGGUUCUAUUCUCUCUCUGAGAAAGCCAUUGCAGCAGGAAAGCCUGACCCUUGCCCCCUGCAUACUGCUUGGCUUAAGGAGCUGAAGGUUGUCUAGGAAUGAUCCCUGUGUUUCUAUCUAAUGGAUUUCCUAUGUUGGCUAAUCCAAGGUGAAACCUUUCUUUUGUUGUUUCUUUUCACUGUAUCUUACUGAUCUCAAUAAAAAGUAAAAUUUUCUUCUGGAUCCGAAACCACUUGUUGUCAUGGGGAGUAAACCAGAGGGUAAACUAGGCCCCUGCCUCUUCAGUGGGUGAGUGAGGAUUCAUCAUCUGUAUUCUGUACCAUCCUGAACUUAUGAACAGAAAAUACUUCAUUUAUGCUCACUUUAUUACCUGUGAUCUGUAAA
This is a messenger RNA of Momordica charantia (bitter melon), 1336 nucleotides long. Its product is annotated as nuclear protein. Lineage: Eukaryota; Viridiplantae; Streptophyta; Magnoliopsida; Cucurbitales; Cucurbitaceae. The record is from RefSeq and is a predicted model, not a curated record.